AUGAUCAACCUGCGGCUGCGCUACGUAGCGCUUGCGCUGGUCGCCCUCCUCUCGUUGCACUACCUCUUCAGCUACUCAUUAAGCGCCUACAACACUCAAGUGGACACAAUACGCUCGAGCUUAUACUCGACCUCGUCGAACCAUCACGAUCUCGCGCUUCCACACGCCAACACGCCCAAGGCGAACGCAACCUUUGUCAUCCUCUGCCGCGAAGGCGAGAUCAACGAGAUCCUUCAAAGUCUUCAACUCCUCGAGACGACCUUCAACGACCGACCGCAUCACCGCUACCCUUACGUCUUUCUCAACGAGAAACCCUUUUCGGCCAACUUCAAGCUGCGCGUCGAGCGCGCCGUCUCGUCGAGCGUCGAAUUUGGUCUUGUGCCGCCAGAAAUGUGGGACAUUCCACCGCACAUUGACCUUGUCAAGGCGCAAAAGUCGUGGGAUCGGGCCAAAAAGAGCGGCAUGCCAUAUGGAGGCUCGCAAUCCUACCGCCAGAUGUGUCGAUUCCAGUCCGGCUUCUUCUUCCGCCAUCCGCUCGUGCUCAAGUACAGGUACUACUGGAGGAUCGAACCAGGGGUCAAGUUCUUUUGCGAUCUGACGGAUGACGAUCCUUUCCGGUACAUGGAGCAGAACAACAAGAAGUAUGGGUUCGUGCUGGCGAUGCACGACAUCCCGGGGACGGUCAGGACGCUGUGGAUCUGGGUCAGGCAGUGGUACGAGCAGAACCAGGAGCUUCUUGCGCCCAACAACAUGUUUGGCUUCGUCACCGAAAACAACGGGCGCGGAUACAACAAGUGCCACUUUUGGUCCAACUUUGAAAUCGCGGAUAUGGACUUCUACCGCUCCCCGGCGUACCUCUCUUUCUUUGACCACCUCGACAAGAUGGGCGGCUUCUUCUACGAGCGAUGGGGAGAUGCGCCUGUUCACUCGAUCGCCGCCUCGCUCCUGCUCGACAAGAACGAAGUGCAUUACUUCGACAACAUCGGAUAUCUCCAUCCGCCGGUCAUGCAUUGUCCCAAGACGCCCGCCGCCAACGCCGUCUCGCCACAUACGGGCAGGUCGAGAUGCUACUGCGCACACGAGUCGUCUUUCGCCUUCGACGACAACCGUCAGUCGUGUCUGUACAACUACCUCGAGGUCAAGGGCAGAAACUCGAGCGAUGCAAGAAAGGCCUUCAUGAAGUUGGACAUCUGA
Molecule: messenger RNA, 1194 nt
Organism: Kalmanozyma brasiliensis GHG001
Lineage: Eukaryota; Fungi; Basidiomycota; Ustilaginomycetes; Ustilaginales
Product: Glycosyl transferase, family 15
Exons: 2
Coding region: 1-1194 (397 amino acids)
Biological process (GO): cell wall mannoprotein biosynthetic process; protein N-linked glycosylation
Cellular component (GO): membrane; Golgi apparatus
Molecular function (GO): alpha-1,2-mannosyltransferase activity
Source: RefSeq, a predicted model, not a curated record